This is a messenger RNA of Anoplopoma fimbria (sablefish), 1777 nucleotides long. It is a transcript of the gene eef1a1a, whose product is annotated as eukaryotic translation elongation factor 1 alpha 1a. Gene Ontology annotation, biological process: translation; translational elongation. The record is from RefSeq and is a predicted model, not a curated record. The transcript has 8 exons. The coding region runs from base 88 to 1476 and encodes 462 amino acids. NCBI's taxonomy places the organism in Eukaryota, Metazoa, Chordata, Actinopteri, Perciformes, Anoplopomatidae. Gene Ontology annotation, molecular function: translation elongation factor activity; GTP binding; GTPase activity.
CUCAGAACCGGAUCAGAGUCUCUCCUCAGGACCCGAACCGACCCCGACCCGGACCAGCUCUCAGCUGACAGAUUCGCCUCGUGAACCAUGGGAAAGGAGAAACUCCACAUCAACAUCGUGGUGAUCGGCCACGUCGACUCCGGCAAGUCCACCACCACGGGCCACCUCAUCUACAAGUGCGGCGGCAUCGACAAGAGGACCAUCGAGAAGUUCGAGAAGGAAGCGGCGGAGAUGGGGAAGGGGUCGUUCAAGUACGCCUGGGUGCUGGACAAGCUGAAGGCGGAGAGGGAGCGCGGCAUCACCAUCGACAUCUCCCUGUGGAAGUUUGAAACCAGCAAGUACUACGUGACCAUCAUCGAUGCCCCGGGUCACCGGGACUUCAUCAAGAACAUGAUCACCGGGACGUCCCAGGCAGACUGCGCCGUGCUGAUCGUGGCGGCCGGCGUCGGAGAGUUCGAGGCCGGCAUCUCCAAGAACGGACAGACGCGCGAGCACGCCCUGCUGGCCUACACGCUGGGGGUGAAGCAGCUCAUCGUGGGCAUCAACAAGAUGGACUCCACCGAGCCCAACUACAGCCAGAAGCGCUACGAGGAGAUCGUGAAGGAAGUGAGCACCUACAUCAAGAAGAUCGGCUACAACCCGGACACCGUGCCCUUUGUGCCCAUUUCAGGCUGGAACGGAGACAACAUGCUGGAGCCCAGCCCCAAUAUGACAUGGUUUAAGGGGUGGAAGAUCAAUAGGAAAGAAGGCAAUGCAUCAGGGACCACGCUGCUGGAGGCUCUGGACGCCAUCCAGCCCCCCACCCGCCCAACCGACAAACCUCUACGUCUGCCGCUGCAGGACGUCUACAAGAUAGGAGGUAUCGGCACGGUGCCGGUGGGCCGCGUGGAGACGGGCGUGCUGAAGCCCGGCAUGGUGGUGACCUUUGCCCCCGUCAACGUGACCACGGAGGUGAAGUCCGUGGAGAUGCACCACGAGGCGCUGACCGAGGCCAUGCCCGGCGACAACGUGGGCUUCAACGUCAAGAACGUGUCGGUCAAGGACAUUCGCCGUGGCAACGUGGCCGGCGACAGCAAGAACGACGCGCCGCAGGAAGCUGCCAACUUCACUGCUCAGGUGAUCAUCCUCAAUCACCCGGGUCAGAUCAGCGCCGGCUAUGCUCCUGUGCUGGACUGUCACACCGCUCACAUCGCCUGCAAGUUCGCGGAGCUCAAGGAAAAGAUCGAUCGGCGCUCCGGCAAGAAGCUGGAGGACAACCCCAAGUCCCUCAAGUCCGGAGACGCCGCCAUCGUGGACAUGAUUCCCGGCAAGCCGAUGUGUGUGGAGAGCUUCUCUGAGUACCCUCCACUCGGUCGCUUUGCGGUGCGCGACAUGCGUCAGACUGUGGCCGUCGGCGUGAUUAAGGCCGUGGAGAAGAAGGUUCCCACCACCGGUAAAGUUACCAAGUCCGCCCAGAAGGCCCAGAGGACCAAAUGAAUGUUGUGCUCCUCUGCCGACCCCAAGGUCUCCCAGGGCAGGACAUCCGUCAUCCAACUCCAUCCCACCAUUGGCUGCUUCAACUCAAUAAUCAAAGACUGGUUGAUCAUCACGAUGCACCGCAAAAGCAUUCGAAGGAAAGAAUGACGUUUAGAUCUCCUUGAGGCGGCACUCCCGACUCCAUUUUCAGUGGUUAGAUCACCAUUACGUUACGAUGUUAUAUCAUACUGAUAGUUUUAAAUGUGCACUGUUGAUUUAGUUUGUGUCGAUACUUUUCAGUGAUAUGGAUAUUGAGACGUAU